Messenger RNA from Parastagonospora nodorum SN15, 902 nucleotides. RefSeq lists its product as hypothetical. The transcript has 2 exons. The record is from RefSeq and is a predicted model, not a curated record. Bases 1 to 642 code for a protein of 213 amino acids. Lineage: Eukaryota; Fungi; Ascomycota; Dothideomycetes; Pleosporales; Phaeosphaeriaceae.
AUGUCCCACGACCGCACUCUUCGUGUUCUCACCUUGCUCACAACCGCUCUCGCCACGCCAUUACUCAUUGGUGCCACGGUUUUAUCUCUGCAACCGGAGUCAUGGUACCGUCGUCGGGUAUCAGCUUUUUGCUUCGGCUACAUUCCUCUCGCUCUGACGGCUGCUGCAUCAGUCAUUGGCAUUGCCAGACACGGCAAAACACCUAAAAUCAGUAUCGCUCUGCUCGAUCUUGUCGCAGCAGUAACAUAUGUUGCAUUGCUGAUACCUAUCUGGUCUAUUGAAGUCCCACGCUUGAACCAGGGAGGAGUUGGCCUCUUGAUUGGCUACACUACCGCACCUAUGAUCGUCAACAUGUUCUUUCACAUCUACGCCUUCCUCCGGAACGUCAAGUUUGUCUGCAGCGCGCUUUUAGACAAGACUGAACAUGAAUGCCCGAAUUGCCGCAGCAGAUUUGUUGCAGGAGCGCCAGAAGUUCAGGAGACUAGCAAGGGUGGCGAGCGCUAUAGUCUGUUGCGCGGAGAGGAAUAUCUCGAUGAGGAUGCCGUGGCAUACGUCGAUGCAAGAGUGUCGGAGGAACAAGUCGGUGCUAAAGGCGCAGCGGAUAUUGAGGAAGACAAGGGUAAAGGGGCUAUCAAGCUGUAAGGGCCGUGAAUGGCAAGUGCGUGUGCUAGCCACGCACCAAAGAGUGUCAUGGCCGCGUAUGUUCUUGAGUGCAGCCUCUUGAUGGCCUUAGUCACGCGCUUCUGCCCCUAGGGAUGAUGUGGAUUUCAGCUGCUUAUGAGUAUUGUUACGGAACCAGGCGCUUCUUGACCUUCCAUUAACAUGAGGGUAGGCUUUGCGGGCAAAUCGUUUUACAUGGAGUUCAUGAAUCGCUUAUCAGUAUGAAAGCUACAUAACGAAGA